AUGCAGCAGACCAUCCCCCCUGUAGCUGACACACAGACCGCGCGUUCACCGCUCUCGCCUACUGCCGCUAAGCUCCUCCUGAAGAGCACAUUAUCGGAGCAGAGCUGCACAGCGACUGCGAGCAAGCUCACACCAAUUCACAGCGCUACCGAUGCUUUGCAGCCGCUAUCCUCGUCCUCUGAGGUGCGUGGCGGCGAUGAGUUUCCAUCGCUGGGGCUGCACUUUCAUGUGACCAAUUUGUACGGGAAUAGCAAUGGGAACACCCAGGAGCGCGACGCGGCAACGACCUCGGCAGUUAUGGUGGAGACCGGGGCAGCUGCGGCUACGGCGCAAGAUGGUACCGCUGCGAGUGCCAGGGAAUCCCGGGCGACUCCAGCCGAAGACGUACCACCUGCGGCACACCCUCCUCCUGCGACGGUCGCUGAGUCUGCAACGUCAGCUUCGUGUGUGUCUUCCUCACUAGAGCCGUUAUCGAUAGCGCAACUUCGCGGCUUAGAAUCGCGCAGUGGCAAAGCAGUUGCAGCAGGAGCCGAGACGGGAGGGCAGACGAGCUUUGAACACCUUAGACGCCCCAUUCACCUCAUGUCUGCGGUGCCGACCGCGUCGGCGACGAAGCACAGAGGCUUUCGCGGUCACGGCGGUGUCAGCGGUGACUCUGUUCGUGUCUCGGGGCAUCGGGAGUUACGACAGGGCUUAUCUGUGUUACGCCACCUUACCUUCGGCGGUGCAGCAGGCCAUCGCCGCGAUAACUUCAGCGGCGUCGACGGCGUCAGCUACGAAAAUUUUUUCUUUCGCAGCGAAGACACUGCCGUCUUCGGAGUCGGCACCGUGGGGCUCUUCGCUUCCACGGCCAAGCCGGUCACUGGCGCUUCUCGUACGACGACACGUGGUUCACCGCCAUCAGCUCAUCAUCACCGGACACACGGCAAUCGUGGUCAGAGGUCCGCACCGCAGUCCCUCUGUGUACCACCGUCCUGCAGAGCCUCGGCACUCCUGACUUCGAACGGUGCUGGUGCCGUGGGGACGGCUCCCUGCUACUACACUCCUGCCUGCUACACGUCGCCUGCCGUGGACGGCGUCACGGCGUGGAAGCAGCGACAGGAGAACUACCAGAAGUGGCGCCGCGAGAACUUAAAGGCGUCUACGUACUACCGCCUGUCCAAGCCAUCUGGUGCCCGGGGUGGCGCAGGGACAGCGGCGGAUGCGAGCGACAGUGCGGCGCCCCUGCACGACAUCAACGGCGCCCCCACUCUUUGCCUUUCCGAAGAGAGACGUCGUAUUGAGCGCCUACGACUGCGCGGCCUCCAGGCGGAGCGAACGGCAAGGUCGACCGCGCGCGUGCACGAGCAAGCGACAUAUGAGGAGGAGGUGCUUCUCCAGCGCUUGCGCAAGCUCCGUGGCGAGGCCGUCGACUUGCCCGAUUGCUACCUGCGCGCCACCUACCCUGAUCCGUCUACGCUGACGGGCUACGCGGAGCGGGUCGCUGGAGACAACCAGAACCGCACCUACCCAGCACCGCACCGGAGCAAGGCCGCCAGCGGUUAUCUCGCCAACCCGCAGCGGGUCGUGAAGGAUCAUCACAGUGCCAUGCAACUGCACCGCGUGGCGAUGCAGCAAGCACGGCUCGAUCGGGAGGAGCAGCACCUGGAAGCGGCGGAGCGCCAGCGGUGCGAUAUUGCUGCGCAGCUGACCGAGCGCCAGUUGUGGGAAGCAGCUUAUCUCGCGUCGUGGAUGGAGGGCCGCCCGCGAUUGUCUCGUGCACGAGAGGCGGAGCGGCACGCGCGGCAGGAAGCGGAGCAGCGCACCUUGGAUCAGCUGAAUCGUACGACUCAGAUGCACGAGCGGGAGGUGUAUGCUCUGUACGCCUCUCAGGAGGCAGCGGUGACAGCAGUGCACCAGAAGGAGCUGCGUGCGCAAGUCGUUGCGCCGCGACUGUAUAGUCGCAGGGGCAUCUCUGGCGGCCACUCUCUUGAUCAAGAGGUGCAGCCCCUGCCAGCGACGACAGCUGCACAGCCCAACGGAGCUGCAGCACGGGUGUCAAGCCCGCUGUCUAGUGGCGCUCCCCACUCUCCAGGAACUGCCAGCAUUCCUCCGCAAGCAGCUGCCUCCCCAGUGCCGAUGGUACCCCUUCAGGCACUGGGGAAGAAGUCGGCGCCGGCAGUUCGUCCCGUAACACCCGCCGUGCGCCCUGCGACACCAGCGCUGCCGCCAUCUCAGGUGGUGGGCCCGACGUCGACAAACUUCUUCAACGAGGUGAAGCAGUGGUCGCGAGAGUUCCCGUCGCCCAAUGUCAUCCCCGUCAACGGCGCCGACGCCGCGUACCGACGUGCGUGGAAGGCAGAGCUGGACGAGGCACAGCUUCGUUUUAAUCGUGAAAUGACGCAGCGGCAGCGCAAAGACAUUACGCGAGGCGUGCAGGAGGCGUGCGCGAAGGUGUUGGACUGGAGCGGGCAGCGGGCAAAGCAGGGGCGGGACGAGAGGCGUGAGCUGGCAAUGCGGCGCGCCAAUCAUACACAGGCAGAUGUCGAGGCCGCCACAGCAGUGAGGCUGGAGUUGCAGGAGGAGGUACACCGCGCACAGCAGAAGCGAAUGGUGCAGGCGACGGAGCGCCACAGCGAGACCCAGUUCCUGCGGCAGCAGUUGAAGCAGCGUGAGAUGGUGCUGCGAUCGCUGUAUGCGGAGGAGCUUCAGCAGCUGCGCAUGACGGUGUCGUCCGCCUCAGCGGCAAAUCGCGGGUGA
Molecule: messenger RNA, 2739 nt
Organism: Leishmania braziliensis MHOM/BR/75/M2904
Lineage: Eukaryota; Euglenozoa; Kinetoplastea; Trypanosomatida; Trypanosomatidae
Exons: 1
Coding region: 1-2739 (912 amino acids)
Source: RefSeq, a predicted model, not a curated record